Molecule: messenger RNA, 3974 nt
Organism: Wasmannia auropunctata (little fire ant)
Lineage: Eukaryota; Metazoa; Arthropoda; Insecta; Hymenoptera; Formicidae
Gene: ETHR
Product: growth hormone secretagogue receptor type 1
Exons: 6
Coding region: 2023-3231 (402 amino acids)
Biological process (GO): G protein-coupled receptor signaling pathway
Cellular component (GO): plasma membrane
Molecular function (GO): G protein-coupled receptor activity
Source: RefSeq, a predicted model, not a curated record
GGUUCCUUCUGAGCACGUGUAGCCUGGCGAACCGAUGAUGACAAGAAGCGAAUGCAUCACGUGCAAGCAGGAAAUGUAUUUCGAAUCAUCUGUGGGGGACGACUUCUCAAUGAGAACGACGAUCGAGACGUUCCGUUGCGUGAAGUUUGAUAGCGCGGAUCGUACACUACAGUCUGAGUGAAUCUCCGAUCGUGGAUUUGUUCGCGGCAAAAUUGUGAGUGACAGUUUGAUGCGCCGCGAUCUGCAAAUUGUGCACGCGGCCGAUUGAAACGAAAUAAAUCGUAUUAAACUUUAGAAAAUGCGAGCGAUGGCGAGUAUGCGUGUGAUCUGAUUGAAUCACUUAAAGUAAAUGAAUUGAUAAUAAAUUAUCGGUGACUAUCGGUGGCAGAUUGAAUUGCAGCCCGUUAGAAUUGAGUUAAUCGUGACCAAGAAGUUUCAGUCUUCUUAGAAAAGCAAUUAAGGAGAUGGGAUUAAGGAGGCGAUUCAACCAUAAAGCCGUACUAGUUAACUACUAGUUCAUUAGGUCCGACUCUCCCGAGAGAUUGUUAAACUGCAGGUUGUCUCGCUAACAAACAAAGUUGAUUCGUGCUUCGGAAUUGUUGUACCUGAGAGAAUUUUUGGCCAAAUAACAUGAAACGAGUUUUGGUAUAAUGAAAGGAAUUGCUCGUGGAAUGCAGAAUCGAGUUGCGGCGAAUUUAAUCGCGUGUGUUGAUCAAUGAUUCGUAUAGAUUUUGAAUAUGAAUACGCGGGAUGCUUGUGUGAUUGUUGCUACAUCUGCUGAUAUCGGAACACGCGAAGCAUUUUAUUUGAAAUUGAAUAGCAAAUAUUUCGUGCAGAUUUCAAUCUCUCGAUGAUUCUUCUCGCGAGCACGAGAAACGCUACAGAUAUUGCUACGGUAGACACAUUCUUAUUUCCGACUCGCCAAUUGAUAAGUAAUUUAUUGUGAAAAAUUGCACGGAAUUGGAAACACAUAGAAUUCCAUCACGUUAUAAAAUUUCCAACAAGAUAAUAUGAAAAGAAUGAGCAAAUUUAAUGUUAUAUAGUUUUUAUAUGAAAAUGGAUUAAUAUAUAUUUUUUUAUUAAAUUGAAUCGUAUAAAAAAAUUCUGAAGUAAAAAGUGCCCAAUGCAGAUCACAUCGUUUUAUUUGAUGAAUAUGACUAGUUCAUUUAGUUUAGCAAACGAACGGCACAAUUCUGUUAAACGAGUCACCCGUAAAGCUACAUCUAAAGUGUGAGAAAGUUAAUAAUGUUAAUCGGACGUGAAAUACGCUUCCCGGGGCGCGAAUCCUCGUCGAACUUGUAGAAGAUAAACAUUCGUCCGGGGCUUUUCGCAAAUUAACAUUCCCGCCGUCCGAUCUAUUUGAUCGAGGGUGUUAAAUAGAUUCUUCGUUUUAAGUGAAGAAACUAAUCAGUACGUUUCGCGGGGGCAAGCAAUUUCUCGCGAUCUCGUUGCGGGAUCUCUCCUCGACGCACCGUAUUGAGAUAAUUAAUGGUGAAUGUACCGCGACGGAGGGACUUGAUGAUGUCACUUAACAUUUCCGAUCCGGCGAAAGUGGUGGUUAUCUUAAAGCAGGCAAAAACGUUGAGCCGUGUUCGCGUCGCGAGACGCCGUGGUGCCGUCGCGCAUCUGCGAUUCCUGAUGGAUUUUCACGGGCCGCAUCCCGACGCACGACAAUCCGCCGUCGAAACGCGCGAAACUCCGGCGUCGAUAAUUAUCGCGGCACGGCGGAAAGUGUUGCCGACGUAAAAUUAAAAUUCCUCCUUUGCAAAAAAAGCAAGAGAAACCGACGUGACGGUACUUGUACGUAAGACCUGUAAAUACCGUGACUUAAACAUCAAAUCUCCCCUUCUCCCCUCCGUCUAACGAGUGAAGAUACGUGAUAGCGUGAACGUAUCGAGUCGCGAGGAUACGCGAUCGCGAGGGGAUUUGUGAAAUAAAUCAAACAGUUGCGGAAACCGGCGGGAGAACGAACGACGAAAGAACAAGGCGAGGGUGCGAUCUUGGCUUACGCUCUUGAAAAAGAUGUUGACAACGAUGUCUACCGUCGCGUUCGAAUUGAAUUCAUCCUAUUACACGACGGCAAUCGGCAACAGCGCGCUCGACGGAUUCUCAGUAAUCGAGUCGGAGAACGCUACUUCCGCGCUGUACAUGCUGCCCGCCUACAUUCGAACCACUUCGAUGAUAGCGUGUAUCAUCGUGAUGAUACUGGGAAUAGUUGGCAAUCUCAUGGUGCCGUUAGUCGUGCUGCGAGGUAAAGACAUGAGGAACAGCACGAAUAUCUUCCUGGUGAAUCUGAGCGUCGCUGACCUCUGCGUUCUCGUGAUCUGCACGCCUACCGUGUUAAUUGAAGUCAACUCGGGCCCGCAAGUUUGGCCGCUCGGCGAGCACAUGUGUAAAGCUGUUCCAUUCGUGGAAUUGACUGUGGCUCAUGCUUCGGUUCUCACAAUUUUAGCCAUCAGUUUCGAACGCUAUUACGCAAUUUGUGAGCCUUUGAGGGCGGGAUAUGUAUGUACAAAGGCAAGAGCGACGUUUCUUUGUUUCUUGGCGUGGGUGGCAGCAGCGCUAUGUACAAGUCCGAUGAUCUGGGUAUCGCAGUAUCGCGAAAUGAGGAUGACGAGCUACGGCAUCGCGCACGAUAUCGUUACUAACGUCGGGAGAGAUCAGCAGUCGGCGAGUCAGGUGAAUCGCGUGCCGGUGUGCCUGACGCAGGCCGACACGGUCGCCAGCGUGACGUUCUUCCUGCUGCUGGUACUGCUCUUCUUCAUCGCGCCAUUUGUGAUACUCGUGGUACUGUAUUCGUUUAUCGUGAGUCACCUGAUCCGCGACUCGUCGACGACGUCUGGCGGCACCAGCGACUCGUAUCAUAGCCGGGCCAGGAGACAGGUGGUGUACAUGUUGCUGACGGUAGUCGUGAGCUUCUUCGUGUGCCUGUCGCCCUAUCGGCUCCUCAUCUUCUACAUCGUGAUAGCGCCCGCCGAGCAAAUAGCCGCGAUCGAUUACGACACUUUCUUCUGUCUGCUCAACUUCUGCAGGAUCAUGUUCUAUCUGAAUAGCGCCGGCAAUCCGAUACUGUACAAUCUAAUGAGUAGCAAGUUCAGACGGGGUUUCCUGAAACUAUGCGGUUUCGAGAGCGAGAGGAGCACGGUCACACACAGGAGCACGGUCAUCGGUGUGAGGAGGGUCACGACGAAGCAGCAGGAGGACCUAAAUCAGGAAGAGAACUUUUUAUAAUCGAAUUCAGUGACACAAUGCGACUGUGAUUCACAAUUCCUACGUACAAAAAAAAAAGAUUAAUGACAUAUUAGUUAGAAUAUUAGAUAAGAAUUAGCAUUAAACGUAUUUCUUUCAAAAUUGGAGAAUCGCUCAAUCUGCAUAGUAUAUUUAAAGAUAUACUAAAAGAAAAUAUGGAAGUGUUGAAAAAAAUGUGUAUGCAGUGCGAAAGGAUAUAAAGACAUUAAAGAGAAUUAUACUUAUACUGGCUAUAAGAGAUAAAUGUUAAAAGUAUUGGAAAAUUAUACUUACUUAUUACAACAAUGAAUAUAGGAACAAUGAACAAUUAUAUUUGUUAUAUAAAGAAACAUGGAGAUAUCGAAAAACUAUACAUUUUUGUAGAAGAAGCAUUAAGGAAUUAUGAUUUGUAUAUAUUUCUCAUUGUACUAAAUUUUUGGAAGAAGCUUAAGGUUUCAAUAGAGAGAAGAGAAGUGCUGUGUUAAAGAUCGGAGACUUGUACGAGAAAAACUUUUGCAACAUUCUAUGAGAUAUUAAACUUUACGAACUUUCAUGGAAGUUGCGCUCGAGAUUGAAACGAGCGAUCUACGCGGAUGCACUCGGAAAGUUUCAACUUUAAAUGGUGUGAUCUCAUUAUCAGUAUUGCAGACGAUUAAAUGGGAUAUGAAGCGCUAAAUUUGUAUCAGAUGUUACACAAGCGUUUCUUAUAUUUCUUUGACGCAAAGAUAUAUAAAAUUAUCGGAACA